This is a messenger RNA of Fusarium falciforme, 711 nucleotides long. RefSeq lists its product as hypothetical. Bases 1 to 711 code for a protein of 236 amino acids. The transcript has a single exon. The record is from RefSeq and is a predicted model, not a curated record. NCBI's taxonomy places the organism in Eukaryota, Fungi, Ascomycota, Sordariomycetes, Hypocreales, Nectriaceae. Gene Ontology annotation, molecular function: iron ion binding; monooxygenase activity; oxidoreductase activity, acting on paired donors, with incorporation or reduction of molecular oxygen.
AUGAGUGAUUCAAGCAAGCGUGAGGGUUUCUUCGUUCACAUCCUCCGCCGCGGCAGCUUCAACGAGGACCAGCUGGCGGAACAGGCCAAGAUCCUGUUGCUGGGUGGGUCGGAAACGACGGCAACUUUCCUAGCUAGAGUGACUUACUGCUUGCUGGCAACGCCGACAGCACUGAAGAAGCUGCAGCACGAAGUGAGAUCUUCCUUCUCGUCCAGGGAUGAGAUCGAUGGAGAUUCCACCAAGAAGCUACCGUAUCUUCAUGCCGUGAUUGGGGAAGGUCUUCGGCUGUUUCCUCCAGUCCCGAUUGGCCUUCCACGGAACCGCCCCGGCGCAAUGGUGGAUGGCUACUAUGUCCCGCUUGGCACGGAAGUAUCGGUCGACAAAUUUGUCAUGUCUCGCGAUGCGCGAAACUUUCCCGACCCAGAUAGCUUCCAUCCCGACCGUCGGACUGGAGACGGUUCUGGGAGCAUAAAGGAGGCCAGCCGCCCGUUUUCUCUUGGGCCUCGUGCCUGCUUGGGCGUCAACCUGGCAUAUCUUGAGGCCAAGAUGAUCCUUGCCGCCAUGGUGUACUCGUAUGACUGGGAACUGGGCGAUAAGAAACUGGACUGGUUUGGGCAAGUGAAACUGCUGACAUUCUGGCGAAAGCUAGAGCUGCUGGUUCGAUUUCCUCCCUCUGGCGUUCUUGAUGCAGCCGGCUUGAAACAAGAAUAA